This is a messenger RNA of Callorhinchus milii (elephant shark), 4347 nucleotides long. It is a transcript of the gene nampt2, whose product is annotated as nicotinamide phosphoribosyltransferase 2. The transcript has 11 exons. Gene Ontology annotation, biological process: NAD+ biosynthetic process. Lineage: Eukaryota; Metazoa; Chordata; Chondrichthyes; Chimaeriformes; Callorhinchidae. The coding region runs from base 116 to 1579 and encodes 487 amino acids. The record is from RefSeq and is a predicted model, not a curated record. Gene Ontology annotation, molecular function: nicotinamide phosphoribosyltransferase activity.
CCAGCUCGCAGCCAGAGUCCCUCACACUCAAAUCAAGGGUAGGAGCCCGAGCGCAGAGGAUUGCGCUGCGGCAGCAAAGAUAUUAUUAUCGUUCAAAGAAACAUAAAGGGAAGUAAUGGCUGCAAGUUCGUGCGGCUUCAACCUGCUGUUGGCUACCGACUCAUACAAGGUGACUCAUUUCAAACAAUAUCCACCAAACACCACUAAACUCUACUCUUAUUUUGAAUGUCGUAACAGAAAAGAUGAAUUUAAAGAAACUGUAUUCUUUGGCUUACAGUAUAUUUUAAAGAAAUAUCUAUCAGGUCCAGUGGUGACAGAGGAAAAGAUCCAACAGGCCAAACAGAUCUAUGAAUUGCAUCUCAAGCUACCUAUCUUUGAGGAAGGUUGGAGAUACAUUUUAAAGAAACACAAUGGCCACCUACCAAUCCAGAUUAAAGCUGUUCCUGAAGGAAGCAUCAUUCCUCGUGGAAAUGUCCUCUUUACAGUUGAGAACACGGAUCCCAAAUGCUUUUGGCUGACGAGCUACAUUGAGACAAUACUGGUCCAGAUCUGGUAUCCUAUCACUGUUGCUACCAUAUCCAGGAAAUUUAAGAAGACUCUAGCGUCAUAUUUAAUGUCGACGUCUGGAAGUUUGGAAGGUUUAGAGUUCAAACUGCACGACUUUGGUUACAGAGGCGUGUCCUCUCAGGAGUCUGCAGCUCUGGGAGGUGCAGCCCAUUUGAUAAAUUUCCACAGUACAGACACAGUGGCAGGACUUAUCAUGGCUAAAGAAUAUUACAGCUGCCCUAUGGCUGGAUUUUCAAUUCCAGCAGCAGAACACAGUACUAUCAUCUCUUGGGGAAGGGAUGGCGAAAAGAAAGCAUUUGAGAAUUUGCUGGAUCAGUUCCCCACAACUCCUAUUUCAAUUGUCAGCGACAGUUACGAUGUUUUCCAUGCUUGCAAACAAAUUUGGGGACAUGACCUGAAGCAUCAAGUUCAGCAAAGGACCAAGGACACAAUGCUGGUUAUAAGACCUGAUUCAGGGGAUCCUGCAAAGACAGUUAUUCAGAUCUUGAGGAUUCUGGAAGAAGUAUUUGGAAGUACUGUCAACUGUAAAUUCUAUAAACUGCUGCCUUCUUACAUUCGACUCAUUCAAGGAGAUGGAAUAGAUCUACAUUCUGUAGGAGAGAUUCUGAAAAAACUAAAAGAUGAGAUGUGGAGUACAGAAAAUGUUAGUUUUGGAUGUGGUGGAGCCCUUCUUCAAAAGCUUAACAGGGACACCCUGAAUUGCUCCUUCAAAUGCAGUUACAUUGAACAGGAUGGAAAAGGGUUGGAUGUCUAUAAACAGCCUGUGACAGAUCCUUCCAAAAAUUCGAAGAAGGGCCAGUUGUCCCUGAGAAGAAAUUCUGAUGGAAACAUUGAAACCAUAGAAUCUGGGCAGGGGCAACCUGAGGAGGACCUUUUGGUUACAGUUUUCAAAGAUGGAAAAAUCCUGAAGGAAUACACAUUUGAAGAGGUCCGAGAAAAUGCCAAGCUGCAAGAGGUUGAACCAUUAGCCUUUAUGAGGAAUGGAAAAGACCUGAUGAAUGGAGGUUGUUAAAAUACAUGCAAGCAAAUACAGCAGGAUAAGCACUGACGCAGCUAGGCACUUAUUCAGUGGCAUUAGCGAGCACUCAGCCCUGGAAACCUGCAACCAGCAGAGGCUAGUGUUAAAAGGCAGGGACCAACCAAACAGAAAAAUAACCAGAUAUUUAAAACGAGUAAACCAGAAAUGUCAAUUGUAAGAUUAAAAAAAUCAGAGUAAAAUUACAAUGACAAUGACAGCAAUCUUUGGAAUUGCCAUGUGUGGGUGAGAUGUGUGGAAAUCUCAGUUUGGUUUGGAUACUCAAGCAUGAUGAUGGGUUUCUACAGGUGUCAGAUACCUAGCUGUCCCAAUUUUUUAAUUACAUUUCUUAAAUCGUUUAGACAGUUAAGAUAAUAUUUGUAGUUAAUAUUCAGUUUUUAUGCCCAAAUAUUAUCAAUGUUUUAGAGAUUGCUACUUUAAAUACACUAUGUGGAAUUCAUCUCCCUUAGUGUGCCAGGCACAAUGAUAAAUAUGAAUAUUGUGAACACAACAUGUUUUAUAGCUAAAUAAUUGUAUCUUAAACAGUUUGAGUGAUUAGAGAAAACUACAAUUUGCAUUCCAGUGAUGCACCAAAACAGUCAGUAAUUGAUUUUAUCUUUUUGGGGCUGAAUUUAAAAUGUGUUACCUUUCACUUUUUAUUUAUAGAGGAUACUUUUCUCCCAAGUAUUCUGCUUGCUGAACAUGUUUUCAACCCAUGCAAUCUGGAUACUAGUUCAGUGAUGCCUUUGCUCCAUGCUGUUAAUACAGAGUAUUAACUCUUCAAAAGAUGUUUGUUUGUCUACUGCACCAGUAUUUAUUUUCCCUCCUGACCAAAUAAAUACCAAGUGAGAGUUGUCUAAAGUGUAUUUUUGUGAGAGUUGUGAAAGACUGAGUUUUGCUGCUUAUUAGGUCCUGUAAUUGGCUAAUUUCUCCCACCUGUAACAUUCUCUUUCUAAUAGGUUGCAAUAUCAAGUUGGGCAGCAUUCUCAAAAUACAUUUCAGGAUUGUUGCAGACAUAAAGUUGCAUGUUGAUCAGUUGGAGAACAUGAUCAAUAGAUCUUGCAUUGUGAACACUUUCCUCCCUCUCCCUGAACACCAUUCUUCCCUUUUUGUUUUACAACGCUUGAGCUUCAGCUUCGCUCAAUCCUGUUGACGUGCAGUGUUGAGGUCUAAAUGCAGAAUCAGUCUAGAUCGGGAGGAGGUUGAGAUGGAUAGUACAGUGUGUCCUGGGGUUAUUUCUGUUGGUAAUGACUAAUGAGCACAUUAGUCUUGCCUUUAUCGUUAAUGCACAAUAUUAUAUUAUUGCAAUGCCAGUGGAUGAAGUCACUAACUGCAAAUUAUCUAUUUCCAGGAAAAUGGAUAAACGUUCAAUCUUUCAACUUGCAACAUAAAUCUGUUAUGAUUUGUUGGGGGGAGGGGGAGCACUGCCGAUCAUUUUCUUUACUUUUACUUUAAUCACAAUGUUCAAUAGUUUGAUGGUCACAAUUCAGCCCCAAAAAGAUAAAAUCAAUUACGUCUGACUGGUUUGGUGCAUCACUGGAAUGCAAAUUGUAGUUUUUCCUAAUCACUCAGAUACAGUUCUGCAUGGUUUUGAAAAUAUCACCAGUCUGUCAAAAUAACAACUCUUGAGAAAAGUGGACCUUGUGGACAUUUGAAGAUAAAUUGCAAAUACCUCAAAAUGUAAUUGGAAAUAAGCUCUCAAAUAUUGUCAGGCCCCUAUCUCAAAUGAGGUAUUAAUGGCAAUUGAACAAUAACGUAUUUCUAAAAGUUCUGGAGUGAUAUUUGAAGUUCAUUUUUCUAACUUUAAAUGUAGUCCAAAUAGAAGCACAAGCGUAAGCCGCUGAAAGAUUAAAGUAUUACGCAGACCAAAGAAGCAUCUCAGGAAUCUUGACUGAAAUUUGCUGCUGGUUAAAUCACGGCCCCUCUUGGAUAUAAAUAGCAGGCUGCCCUUUAGGGUGUUUAUCAGUCAUGCAUAGCUGGAAGGGCUUGUGAAAUUUUGAGUGCUUUGCAGCAGUCUCUCAUGGCAUCCAGUUAAAGAGAAUAGUGCCUACAACAUGUUUUUAAAAGUUUUGUUUUAAAUAAAUGUUUGCAUACCAAGCUGAUGAGAAUACAUCAGUCUGCAGGUUCCUUGGUAGUAGUGUGGUGGAUGAAUACAAUGUUUUAGUCUUAUUGGAACAAAACUGAUGUGAACUGAUGUUUUAAUAGAAUGGGCAAAAGUUUCUGUAAAGUUUUGUCACGUAAGUCAAACAUUCAUAGUACUGAAUUUAUUCCCGCUAGCUACUUAUUAAAUACAUUCACAAUCCAUCUUUCAAAUGUCAGAAGCUUGUAAAUUACAAUCUAUUUACAAGUUUUACUCUGCAUAUUAAUAACCUCAAUGGACAGUUGGACCAGUUGAACCUUUGCAAGAGUUAAGCAAACACAAUGUUUCAUUGCCGCACUUCAAUUGUUCCUGAAACUUUGUUUGACAAGCUACAAACAAGAGUGAUAUUGAAUUGAUUGGGAAAAUAAUUAAUAAACUAGAUUUUAUAAAAUGUUUGAGUGUCCAUGAUGUUUAAAAAAAUGUGAAGAUUGAACAUUCAACCAUAUGUGCAUUUAAGAAACCUGUUACUGUGCCACAUGAUCAAUAAAAUGAUUCUCAAAUUAUGAAGAGGAAAACAAGUUGUAAACUGGGGAUGUUUAAACUGCUGUUGAUAAGGAUAGAGCAAUAACUUGUAUUCCAAGAGCACUUACUUAGGAUGGAAUAAAUUUUAUCUACGGAAACGACA